Molecule: messenger RNA, 1146 nt
Organism: Komagataella phaffii GS115
Lineage: Eukaryota; Fungi; Ascomycota; Pichiomycetes; Pichiales; Pichiaceae
Exons: 1
Coding region: 1-1146 (381 amino acids)
Biological process (GO): DNA repair
Cellular component (GO): Smc5-Smc6 complex; nucleus
Source: RefSeq, a predicted model, not a curated record
AUGGCAGAGACCACAGAGAAUAGUGAAGGCCCGAAAGGCGCCAGUCCAGUUGCUGAUGAAGACUCAGAUCUGGGCUCAGAUUCAAGUUCCAAAACAAGCGCAGAUUCUGAUUCUGAUUCCGGUACGAGUUCUGACUCCAGUUCUGGUGAGGAAUCAGAUGAUGAUGACAUCGGUGAAUCAGAAAAAGACCUUCUUCACAAAGAAAUGCAAAGUCUUCAAGAACACUAUAAUAGGCUAGAGGAUGCUCUUAAGAGGGAAAAAGUUCAAACAAUCAGAGAUGCAGAUCUUGGUAAGUCUAUUCAUCAUCUUGAGGAGGUGCAUGAGUUGUUUGAGACAGCCAAAGGUCAUAAUAUGGUUUCUUUUUUGCCUAAAGAUGCUCUGAUAUUUAAGAGCAUAUCACAGCAAUCAUCUGACACUGCAAGGAAUCUAAAACUGGGUACCUCUAGAAAGGGACUAAACCCCACCAUGUUUAAUGCUAAACUCACUGAGUAUUUAAGCUACGAGCAAAACCAGCCCACUAAUCCCGAUAUGGAUGACAUUACCGAAGAUAUUGCAAAUACACAGUUUGCCAACUACAAUUGGGCAAAACUUGGAGCAUUGUCGUAUUUAGCAUCUAGAAGAAGUUACACAUCCAACUUCUUACUUGGUGCAUUGAGUCUUGAAAAAAAAAAGGUCAGGACCCACACGCAGCGAACUGUAGAUGAGGUGAACGAAACAGUGACUGCUAAUAGAGUCACGUUAAAUGAUAUUCAAAAGGGAGAUACCGACUCUUCUGUCAAAAUGAUGAAGCAACAUUUCCAUGUUUUUGCUGAAAAGUCCAAGAUGAAAAAAGUCAAUCUAUUCGAAUAUUUCAUUGACCCAGGAUCUUAUGCUAGGACUAUCGAAAAUAUGCUGUACACUUCUUUUAUGUUGAAUUAUGGGAAAAUAAUAUUAGUCCAUGGAGAGGAUGGAAUUCCCUAUAUACAAGUUGCUGAUAAAGACACUAUACAAAAAGAUUCAGAACUAUAUCAGAAAGUAAAGGACAAUGAUGAAUCACACAGCCAGUUUAUCGUACGUUUAGAAAUGGAUGUGUGGGAGGCUUUGAUAAAAAAAUAUAACAUCACCAAACCAUAUGUUGAUCCUCAGUUAUUGAGCCAUGAGGAUUAG